ACGAGACGGUUGUUGCCUUUCGAGCGAUGCGGCUUUAUUCUGCCCCACACCGGAGAUCUUAAAUAGCCACUCUAAUAUACCUUCCAUAUAGCAACAAAACUCCACUUCAAUUCCGCAACAGAGUUUGCCAAAAAAAAAAUAUAUAUAUAGUUUCGCGAUUAGGCGGAAAUUAGUCGAGCAAAUAAUUAUUUACCCGCGAGUGUGUCUGUGUGUUCGUGUUUCUGCAAUUCGCCAGUGGAAAGUGUGUUGAAUUCCUCGUCUGUACAUAAAACCCAAGUGGCCAAAAUGAUUGAAAGGCGCAGCCAAUUGGAUAAGAUAAUCAUCACGGCCAUGGACCGAUUUGUGUGGUUUGUCCUGCUGGUGGUCAUGUCGCACCUGGUCACCGAGUUCACCCGCGUUUCUGGCUAUGCCCGAGGCCAGCGGCAAGAGCUGGUGCUACUAAAUGAUACCCUCCUGCAACCCAUGCCAGUUCAAAAUAUGGUUCUAUACCCCAGCCAGGAGUAUGGCCAGUACCAGCAGCGUCCCGCCUCCGCAGUCUCUGUGAAUAGCCUGCAGCAGAAUGCUGCCUUGCUGCUGAGUAGUCUGGCGGCACAGGCCGCCCAGGCAGCGGGAGCGGCUGCAGCUGGAGCUACAUCGGUUCCCGGCAGCAAUGGGGCCAUCCUAUCCCUGGGCGAUGGGCCCCCGCAGCCUGCUCACACAGCAGAAAACACAUAUCCCAUGUUCAGUCUGCGACCACUGAUCGACAGCAUUUUCGAGAUUCCGAUUUCGACACUGCGCGCUGUCAACAAUCUGGUGGGUCGACUAACCGGCAGCUAUCGUCAGGCGGGUGCCGGUGCCGGUGCCACGACGGAACUGUUACAGAAAUCGGUGGCGGCCGGCACUGCCCUGCCCUCGGGCAGGCCCAGUCCUCCGCCCAACCUCCUGCCUCAUGGCCAUCCGGACGCUGAGCGCCAUCAAAUGCGCGAGGAGAUGGCGUAAAUUUAGGAAAAACCCCAACUUUUAGCUUGUAAUUGUGCGUGUGAAUGUAUUGUAAUUCCAGUCAGUGUAUGUCUUAACUGUGUGUUUGAUUUUUUCCUGUGCAUUUAAUGCAUUUCUUUUUGUACCUUUGUGAUAUAUGUGACCUUGUUGUAAGGCUAGCCUAAGGAUAUUUAUGUCCAAGCAUAAACAAACAACAAAACACAAAAACAACCCAAAAAAAUUAAGUUUAAUAAAAUAAAUGUAUCAG
Drosophila kikkawai is the source of this 1225-nucleotide messenger RNA. RefSeq lists its product as uncharacterized. Lineage: Eukaryota; Metazoa; Arthropoda; Insecta; Diptera; Drosophilidae. The record is from RefSeq and is a predicted model, not a curated record.